This is a messenger RNA of Pteropus alecto (black flying fox), 2274 nucleotides long. RefSeq names its product leucine rich repeat protein 1 (gene LRR1). Lineage: Eukaryota; Metazoa; Chordata; Mammalia; Chiroptera; Pteropodidae. The record is from RefSeq and is a predicted model, not a curated record. The transcript is spliced from 4 exons. The coding region runs from base 100 to 1377 and encodes 425 amino acids. Gene Ontology annotation, molecular function: protein binding.
CAGCCCGCGCGGUCGAGGACCCCGGCAGCGGCGCUGCCUGGCGGGAAGGGGGAAAUUUCAAAGCGGAGUUGUGGGUCUUGGUGGUGCGGCUCUGGCGAGAUGAAGCUCCACUGUGAGGUCGAGGUGAUCAGUCGGCACUUGCCAGCCUUGGGGUUGAGGAACCGGGGCAAGGGCGUCCGAGCGGUGUUGAUCCUCUGUCAGCAGACUCCCAAAAGUCAACCGCGACCUCAGGCCGGGGGCGAGCGGGGCGGCCCGCACUCCGCCUACCUGCUCAUCUCCACCCUGAAGGUCAAGCGCGGGACCCGCUAUGAGCAGCUGAAGGAGAACAUUGAUCAAUUCUUCACUAAAUUCGUGGAUGAGGGGAAAGCCACUGUUCGGUUAAAAGAGCCUCCUGUGGAUAUCUGUCUGAGUAAGGCCAAUUCCAGCAGUUUAAAGGGUUUCCUUUCAGCUGUGAGACUGGCUCAUAGAGGCUGUGAGAUUGAUGCACCACUCUCAAACGCCACACCAGUGAAGACUUCAGAAUUUGAAAAAUUUAAAACUAAAAUGGUUAUCACUUCCAAAAAGGACUAUCCUCUAAGUAAGAACUUCCCACAUUCUCUGGAACACCUUCAGACUUCUUAUUGUGGGCUUGUCCGAGUUGAUAUGCGUAUGCUUUGCUUAAAAAACCUUAGGAAAUUAGACUUGAGUCACAACCACAUAAAAAAGCUUCCAGCUACAAUUGGAGACCUUAUCCACCUUCAAGAACUUAACCUGAGUGACAAUCACUUGGAGUCAUUUAGUGUAGCCUUGUGUCAGUCUACGCUCAAGAAGUCACUUCGGAGUUUGGAUCUCAGCAAGAAUAAAAUUAAGGCACUUCCUGUGCAGUUUUGCCAGCUCCGAGAACUUACAGAUUUAAAACUGGAUGAUAAUGAAUUGAUUCGAUUUCCUUUCAAGAUAGGACAAUUGACAAACCUGCGAUUUUUGUCAGCAGCUCGAAAUAAGCUUCCAUUUUUGCCUAGUGAAUUUAAAAAUUUAUUCCUUGAGUACUUGGAUCUUUUUGGAAAUACUUUUGAACAACCGAAAAUUCUUCCAGUUAUAAUGCUGCAAACGCCGUUAACUUUAUUGGAAUCUUCUGCACGAACCAUAUUAUAUAAUAGGAUUCCAUAUGGCUCUCAUAUUAUUCCUUUCCAUCUUUGCCAAGAUUUGGAUACUGCAAAAACCUGUGUUUGUGGAAGAUUCUGUCUAAGCUGUUUUAUUCAAGGAACUACCACCAUGAAUCUACACUCUGUUGCUCACACUGUGGUCUUAGUAGAUAAUAUGGGUGGUACUGAAGCACCUGUUAUCUCUUACUUCUGUUCUCUAGGCUGUUACAUAAAUUCUUGUGAUACAUUAAAGUAAUGGGAAAUUUCAUUUAGUUACAGAUCAGAUCUGUUUGGGAUUCAUUUGUGGUUUAACAGUCAUAUAGGAGAAGAGGAAGCUUUCUUGUAUACAUGGUUGAGGAGAAUAAUGUGUGUUAUUUUAACAUUUUCAAUAAAUAAUUUGACUGUAUAGUCUUAAUUUCAUUAAAACAAUUUAUUGUAGGCUUAACUUUUAUCAGUUUAUUGCACUUGGGUUGAUUUCAGCCUAGUGAGAUUACCUUUUAAUGUUUAACAGAUAUUGAGCCCAAUCACUCUGUCAUAGGAUUUUAAUUUUCUUCUUACAUUUCAAAGAAAGAAAACAUACCAUGGAGGACUAAUAUGGUCUAAAUUAUAGUGAAAACUUGUUAAUGAUAUGAAACUGCAUGCUUUUAAGCAUACCACUUUUUGUGUUUUUCAGGUAUAGUCUACAUAUGAAAUUUUAUGUUCACCAAACAGAAAGUAGGAAUUGCUUUUGGAUAGACUUCAGCUUUUAUAAGUUUUAUGUUAAUCACAUAGUCUUUGUUGUAUUUCUAAUUUUUAUUAAUUAGGAUACCAACAUGUUUUUGAGGUUGGAUGGGAGCAGAAAAUUGCCACUUUUUAUUGACAAUAUUCUGUAUUAUUUGAGGAUUCUUUUUAUUAUUUGAGUUACUUAAUGUUUUUUUUACUUUAAAGAGUGGUGGCAAUACACCAGCUAAAGGCUGAUGAAGAUUUGAACUAGGGCAGACGGCAUAGCAAAGGAACCCAUUUGAAACACUCAUGGAUAAUGGAAUCCAUAGAACUAUUCCAUUCUGUCCAUUUCCACUGCCCUUCAAAUCAACUUCUCCUAAUUGCAAGUCUCAUAAGUGGUUUCUGGGAACAAAGGAGGGUAAAAAGUAAAAUUUACUGGAGAAAACUCUCA